GAGAUCCAGUUCCAAAUUAACUUUGCCACCAGGGUAAAGCGCAGAGACCCUCAGAUGCACAAAAUUUUCUUAUAGUUACUUAGAAGAAACAGUUACUUGCCACACUCCUCCCCUUCUGUGUUUUUCAGUGAAGACAUCGGAGGGAAAAAAGCAGGUGGGCAUAAUGAGAGUAAAUACGGUAAUCUAUUCAUUCGCAAGUUCAAGCGCUGGACUUGGGACUUAGGAGUGCCCAUGGGUCUACAUCUGACUUGGACUGAAUGUAGGUGAGAGACAAGACUGGCUCAUAUCCGGGGAAAGCAUAACCUGUGACUAGGCUGGGAAGAGGAAGCACUGCCUUUACUCUGGGAGCUUCAGCCUCCCCCUGCAAGCCAAUGUUCAUUCCCAGAAAAGCAAAAGACUAAGCUAAUUCUCGAGUCUCUAACAAGGCAGCUACUCCAGCUAUAUUGCUCCUGGUUGUUCAAAGUGGACCUGAGGGAGAAGUCAGAGCCAAGACAUUACCACCAAGCAGUCCAAGAGGCCCAGAAGCAAACCUGGAGGUGAGAUCUGAAAAAAGCUGGAACCACCAUGCUGACCCUGUGCACUACGAGGAUGCAGGCCCCGUUCCCGGAAAGCCCUCUGCCAAUACGGAUGAGGAAGACGGAGGUCCCCAAAUCUGCCGUGUAUGUGGGGACAAGGCCACUGGUUAUCACUUCAAUGUCAUGACAUGUGAAGGAUGCAAGGGCUUUUUCAGGAGAGCCAUGAAACGCAAUGCCCGGCUGAGAUGCCCCUUCCGGAAGGGUGCCUGCGAGAUCACCCGGAAGACCCGGCGGCAGUGCCAGGCCUGCCGACUGCGCAAGUGCCUGGAGAGUGGCAUGAAGAAGGAAAUGAUUAUGUCUGACGCCGCUGUGGAGCAGAGGCGGGCUUUGAUCAAGAGGAAGAAGAGAGAACGGAUCAGGACUCAGCCACCAGGAGUGCAGAGGCUGACGGAAGAGCAGCAGAUGAUGAUCAGGGAGCUGAUGGACGCGCAGAUGAAAACCUUUGACACCACCUUCUCCCAUUUCAAGAAUUUCCGGCUGCCGGAGGUACUUCACAGUGGCCGUGAGAUUCCAGAGUUUCUGCAGGCCCCGUCAGGGGAAGAGGCUGCCAAGUGGAGCCAGAUCAGGGAAGAACUGUGCUCUCUGAAGGUCUCUCUGCAGCUGCGGGGAGAGGACGGCAGUGUCUGGAACUACAAACCCCCCACCAACAGUGGCGGGACAGAAAUCUUUUCCAUGCUGCCCCACAUGGCAGACAUGUCAACCUACAUGUUCAAAGGCAUCAUCAACUUUGCCAAAGUCAUCUCCUUCUUCAGGGACUUGCCCAUCGGGGACCAGAUCUCCCUGCUGAAGGGGGCCACUUUCGAGCUGUGCCAGCUGAGAUUCAACACAGUGUUCAACGCAGAGACCGGAACCUGGGAGUGUGGCCGGCUGUCCUACUGCUUGGAAGACCCUGCAGGUGGCUUCCAGCAACUUCUCCUGGAGCCCAUGCUGAAAUUCCACUACAUGCUCAAGAAGCUGCAGCUGCAUGAAGAGGAGUACGUGCUGAUGCAGGCCAUCUCCCUCUUCUCCCCAGACCGCCCGGGUGUGGUGCAGCACAGCGUGGUGGACCAGCUGCAGGAGCAGUUUGCCAUCACCCUGAAGGCCUACAUCGAGUGCAACCGGCCCCAGCCAGCCCACCGGUUCCUGUUCCUGAAGAUCAUGGCCAUGCUCACCGAGCUCCGCAGCAUCAAUGCCCGGCACACCCAGCGGCUGCUGCGCAUCCAGGACAUCCACCCUUUUGCCACCCCUCUCAUGCAGGAGUUGUUCAGCAUCACAGAUGGCUGAGCGGCCCCAGGGGUGCAGCCCCCACAAGGCAACCAGACCCAGAGCCCUCUGAGCCACCAUUCCUGGGCCUGGAAGGUGGGCAAGGCUGAUAAUCUCCAGUGCCCUGCUGCGGCUGCUCACCAGGGAACUC
This is a messenger RNA of Carlito syrichta (Philippine tarsier), 1968 nucleotides long. RefSeq names its product nuclear receptor subfamily 1 group I member 2 (gene NR1I2). Gene Ontology annotation, biological process: cell differentiation; positive regulation of transcription by RNA polymerase II; negative regulation of transcription by RNA polymerase II. Bases 699 to 1838 code for a protein of 379 amino acids. Lineage: Eukaryota; Metazoa; Chordata; Mammalia; Primates; Tarsiidae. The record is from RefSeq and is a predicted model, not a curated record. The transcript is spliced from 9 exons. Gene Ontology annotation, molecular function: RNA polymerase II cis-regulatory region sequence-specific DNA binding; nuclear receptor activity; zinc ion binding.